AUGGCUUGUAAGUACCCUCAGUUUGAGCCUUACGGAGAUAAGCUGACCCGAUGGAUUGAAGAUGCCAAUGAACCCGGAUGCCCUAUUCCACUGUCUACAGUCAACUCAGGGAUUCUCCAACCGCCUACGUGGAAGAACGAGUAUGAAAGACAAUGGUUAUCACCCGAACAUAUUGCCUCACUAGUGGGUCUUGGGAUGCCAAUUGGAGAUCUAAUUCCCGAUACUCUAGAUCCCGUACCCCCGUCUUUCCGGCACUCAAUUAUCAAGACGAAAAACGGAAUCACGGCAUUGGUAGCGACGGUUAGACCUGGCGUGCUUUUUGUCUAUUCUAUGCGAAGACUCCAUGGGUCGAAUGAUCCUUAUAUAUCUCAGCUUAUUAAGAUUGCCUAUGAAACUCACUUUCAGUUGGGUAGUAUCAAGCAUAUUUUCAUAGGUGAGGUUCAAGAACAUGAAACUGAGCCGUUUAUUGAGGAAGAGGUCUAUCCAUCCCGUGAGGGGCUCGAUUAUCCGUCUCCAGAGACUCAGACCUGGGACUAUAAUUCACAUGAGUUUAGCGCCAUUAUGGGUACCCCUGUCGGUAAAGUCGUCGGAUUCUUUAUUCUAGGUGCGUAUGGUCAGGGUGUAAAGCGGAUUGCGCGGAUUGCUACGUUUCACACUGGUCUUGAUCUCCACAAACUACAUAUCCGUUUUGAUAUUGAUGAUGCUUAA
Molecule: messenger RNA, 708 nt
Organism: Penicillium griseofulvum
Lineage: Eukaryota; Fungi; Ascomycota; Eurotiomycetes; Eurotiales; Aspergillaceae
Exons: 1
Coding region: 1-708 (235 amino acids)
Source: RefSeq, a predicted model, not a curated record